UGGUUCUUACAGGCUCUUAACAAGUGUAGGUGUAGCUGCACCAUGGAGCCAAAAUGGCGCCAGCUUCACCCCUAAACUGGGUAACUUAGCAGCGGAUAAAACUGGCCAAUCACAAUUCGAGGCACUCUGCUCUGCCUGAAUCCUGCCAAUGAUACGCAGCGAUGGCACAGAAGACGCGUUGUAUCUCCUGGAUGCAAUGGACGGCUUGAAGGUGGAGCACGUUCAGGUUGAAAAGUCUGUUCCAGAGCCAGGAUUUUCUGCUACAAAACUGUUUACAAAAUAUACCCCGAUUCACAAGGAGGCCCUUGUACUGGAAUCUGACUCGAUUGCGAAGGAUGUCUUCAAACUGGGGUUUGUCCCCGUUCUAAAAACUGCCCACCACAAGAUUAAAACCAAGGGCUCUAAAAGCUUGCAUGCGAAUUUUAAAGUGGAGCAAAAAUCUGAACAGGAACAACUUCCGAUCCCUCCUCCGAACUUGAUUCCUAGAGGAGAAACCUCAACGGAAGAUUUAGUCGUCAAGGAUCAAGAGGAGUUCUCAUCCGCAUUGGACCAAAAACCUCAAUCCUACCCAUGUCCUCGCUGCCAGAUCUAUUUCACUGGGGAGGAGUACCUGGAGAGGCAUAUCCAGGAGACCCACGGAGAGCAAAUCUCCACCGAGGACACCCUGUACUGCUGCAUCGAAUGUAGCAAGAGCUUCAGCUCGCUGGAUGGCCUUACAAACCACCAGCUAACACACAGCGCCGCAGCCUCCCUGCAGUGCCGCGAGUGUGGAAAGACCUUCGGAAACUCCUGCACUUUUAAAAGACACCUCCGGAUCCACACGGGCGAAACCCCUUACCAGUGCGCGGAAUGCGGGAAGAGCUUCCGGGAGUCUGGAAACCUCAAAAUCCACCAGCGCAUUCACACAGGAGAGCGGCCGUACCAGUGCAGCGAGUGCGGGAGGACGUUCACCAGAUCGGAGCACCUGAAAAGCCAUCAGAGGAGCCACACCGGAGAGAUGCCGUUUCACUGCGUCGAAUGCGGGAGGAGCUUUAUCGAGUCCCGCGCGCUUAGGGCCCACCAGCGGACGCACACGAGCGAGACGCCCUACCACUGCUCUCACUGCGGGAAAGGGUUCAAGCAAUCCAACGCUCUCAAAACCCACCAGAGGAUCCACACCGGAGAAACUCCGUACGAGUGCGCAGACUGUGGGAAGAAGUUCCGAACCUCCAAGCAGCUGACCAUCCACCAGCGCACUCACACAGGAGAGAAGCCCUAUCGCUGUGCUGUCUGUGGGAAGUGCUUCAAGGAACUGGGGGCCCUGAAAAAGCACAAGCGGAUUCACACAGGCGACAAGCCCUAUCACUGUAACGAAUGUGGCAAGAGGUUUACCUAUUCAUACCAGCGCAAAACUCACAGGUGCUGAUGCCAAAGGUGAAUACAGAAUCCCCCUCUGCUGGUUUGGGAGGCUCGUGGAUUGGAUAUUUUGUUGCCGGAAUAAGUUGAUUUUGAUUGUUAAAUAUCUUGCUGUCCCUGCUUCAAAAAUCUAUUUUAAACAAAAACAUUUUUAAUUUAAUUUUAAAACUCCUAUUUUUGAACAUGCGUUUUUAAAACUCAUAUUUUAAACAAAGGCCAAAUUCUAGCUAUUUACCAGAAAUGAUUUACUCCAAAUUGGCAUUCUAGAAUUUUCAGGGUCUGGGUGGAGAUUUAAUUGGUUCAAUUAAACAAUCUAGAACAGGGUUGGAACAAAGACCAGGACUGGAAGAGCCAACUUUGGAGUACAGUGCCAUUCCAAAUUACAUCCAUUUACUACCAAUGCAGAGAUGAGUGGCUAGGAUGCUAUUUUUAUUUUUUUAAGCACAGAUGUCCCACACCAAGUGCUGGAAGCCAGUAAGGGUGGUUGAAUACUUACUUGAGUCACUGUAGGUCUUUAGUAUUUACAUAAAGGUUUUUGUAGUUCAUGCAUGGUUUUGUAUAUACUUUUAAAAGUGCUUAAUAGAAUCACAGUUUAAUUGAAUUGGCUGCAUAUUGUAAUCAGAAGUUGAGUUUUCUGUCCUUUUGCUAUUCACCAAUACAGACCCAGUGCUUUUAUUGAAUUCCCUUACAGUAAACCUUUUAAUGUGA
This is a messenger RNA of Acipenser ruthenus (sterlet), 2103 nucleotides long. RefSeq names its product zinc finger protein 501-like. Gene Ontology annotation, molecular function: RNA polymerase II cis-regulatory region sequence-specific DNA binding; DNA-binding transcription factor activity. The transcript has 3 exons. NCBI's taxonomy places the organism in Eukaryota, Metazoa, Chordata, Actinopteri, Acipenseriformes, Acipenseridae. The record is from RefSeq and is a predicted model, not a curated record. Bases 149 to 1405 code for a protein of 418 amino acids. Gene Ontology annotation, biological process: regulation of transcription by RNA polymerase II.